Paramecium tetraurelia is the source of this 8469-nucleotide messenger RNA. RefSeq lists its product as uncharacterized. NCBI's taxonomy places the organism in Eukaryota, Ciliophora, Oligohymenophorea, Peniculida, Parameciidae. The transcript is spliced from 10 exons. The record is from RefSeq and is a predicted model, not a curated record.
AUGCAUAAUUUCUUAGUAACUUUCUUAUUAGGCCUAUAUCAUAAAAACUUUGUGCUUUCGUUUUACUUCGAAGCCUUAAAUGAGUAAUAAUAAUAUUAUGCAUUUACAAUCAAUACUGGUGGAGUAGACUUUGCUAAGCUUGAUUACUUUAAUUAUGGGAUUUGGAGCAAAUACCUUCCUUUAAGUAUAAUUUCCUAAGUUGGAUUGAUAGGAAUGUUUGAUAGUCACUGCUAUUUGUUAAGCUCUAUUUCAGAAUACACAAAUUUGUAAAUAAACUUACUCUACUAUGAUUGCGUUGAUCAAUCAACAAAUACUGUUUAUAAGAAGGUUUAGUUCUUGGGCAGUGAUAAUUAAAUAUACACUUAUAAAUUUGAAAUCGAUCCUUUGAUAUAUGAAAAUUAUUGGUAUUUUUUUUGUCUAAAUCUGAUACCAUCAGAAGGAAUUAUUGAUGUUUAUAUAUUUCAAAGGGAAACUACAAUAGCAAUUUAGCAACAUGUUAUAAAAGGUAUUUUCAAGGAUUCCGAUCUAAAGUUUGUUAUUGGAGGAGGAUUAGUUGUAGAAGAAUCCUAGUAGCUCUGGAACCAAGAUAUAUCAACGCUUUCUUAUUUUCCUGGGAAAUUAUCAAUACUUCAUCCAAAUGUAGGAAAUUAAUUAGUAAAUGAAAUAGGAUUUGAAACUUUCUUAAGUUUUUCAAAUGAUUAUCACCCGGAAUGCACACAAGUAGAUAACUCAGAAUAAAGUUUACAAGAUUUUGAUAUUUUCAAAUUAAACCAGGAAGUAUUCGCUUCAGAAAAUAGAAAUUGUGAUGGAUUUUCUUUGGAAGCUUGGAUCCGAAUAUCAGAUUUCCGACAAGAAGAUUAAUAAUUUAUUUAUUAAUUGAUUAAAAUAUCAGCAAACUUUGAAAAUAACUAUGCGAAAAAUGAAAAUUUAUCAGCUUUUUAAUUAUUUUAUGAAUUCUCAAAUUCAUAAAUCAAACUACUUGUAACUACUUAUAGCUAUACAUUACCGCUUGUUGAUUACGAUUUUGAGAAGUCAGGUUUUUUAUUAUCAAAAGACUGGAGCAUUAAUAAUAUAAAAUUAUGGCAUUUCUUAUAUGUGUCUUUAGACUAAAAUAUUCUAAAAGUCUCAAUAACAUUUUUUUAAGGCUUGGAAUAAACUCUGCAUGAGACUUAAUUUUAAGUUAAUCAUUUCCAUGAAGUUUAAUUUAAAUUAUAAUAUGGAAAUCUUUUAUAAUCAGCGACUAAUUACUUGACUGGUGCUCUAAAAAAUUUGAGAUUUAGUAAUGCUGCAUCUGAUGAUAAUAUUAUCACAGGAUGUCAUUAUAGUUGCUAAGAAUGUGAAGGCCCUACAUAUAAAGAUUGUUUGUCUUGUUCAGAAGAAUCAAAAAGAGUUUAUCUUGAAUAAUAUAAAGUAUGCGUAUGCCCAAAUAAUUAUAUUGAUGAAUAAGAAUGUAAGGGUAUGGAGAGCUAUAAUUUAUUUCUAAAUUCAGGAUUUGAAUAAGACUCAACAUCAAACUGUCGCUAAGGAUAUUUUAAUUAAGAUUAAUUUUGCUUAAAAUGCCCUUCUUUGAUAAAGGAUAGCUUGAUGACAUGUUUAGAAUGUAUUUAAAAUCCUAAAGGGUGGCAUAAUGAUCCGUAUUGUUAAACCAAUCUCUACAUUGAUGAUCUUGGAAGCCCAGCACAAUAUAAAGUUGAUAAAUUUAAGACUUAUUAUAUAUUUGAUGGAAUGGAGAUUAAGCCAUCAUAAAAGGAUUUUAUUGAGGAUUAAGAUCAAAUUGAAAGAAUAUACUAAGAUUUUGAAAUAACUAAUAAGAAUUUUCUUAUUCUUUACUCAUACUACAGCUCAGAUUUAGACUUUUAUCCUUGUACUCUUCAAAACUGUUUGAUUUGUUAAAUGUUAUUAACCAAAUAAAUUUGUAUAAAAUGUUCAAGAGUAGCAAAAUUAAAAGAUGGAGUUUGUGUGAUAACCCCUCGAGGAAUAAGAUAAAUAAAUGAUUGCAAUGCUCCUUAUUACAUAACAUCUGAAAAGGGUUGUAAUUUAUGUUAAAUAGAGAAUUGUCAGUUUUGUUUUGAAUAUGAAAGUAACGAUCUAACAAAAUGCACACUCUAUAAUGAUUUUUAAGCUUUUAAAAUAGAUGAGUUUCAUAAAAUAGGGUGUGCAUUAUGUCUGGAUGGAUUUAUAUUUGAUUUCACAUAAAGUAAGUGUAUUUAUAAAGAACCAACCUUGACCAAUUGUUUGAGAUCGUUUAUAAAUUAAUCAGGACAAGAACUAUGUACUCUAUCAGCGAUAUAAGACUUUAAGGUUGCUCCUGAGAUAAUAAACUGUUAAAAAUAUAUAUCUAAGUGUAAAUAAUGUAUUUAAACACCCUAAUCAAUUGUAAAAUGCAUUGUUUGUGAAGACGGGUAUUCAAGUUCUCUUACUACUGGAUUUUGUACAAUUUGUGAAUUACAAUAUUCUAAAUUGUGUAUAGAAGGAGAUUAUACUAAUUUAGAUGCAUGGAUGCAAUUAAUACAAAGCUUUUUGAUGUAAUUUCUACCAAAUAAAUAUCUGUAUCCUUAGUCUACUGAUAUAUUAUACAUUAGUCCUAUUGCAAUCAAAUGUAUAGAUCAAUAUUCAUUAAACCAAAAUUUCUGUAGAAAAUAUUGCGAUUCAAAUUGUGCUACUUGUCAAAAGGAAACAAAUGCCGCCGAUGGAUUUACUUGUGGAAAAUGUACCUAGAGUUAUUACAUGGAACCUUUAAGGACUAUAGAAAAAGGACUAUGCAUUACUUGCUCUUUGCUAUGUUAGGUUUGUUAAGAAAGGACAAUAGAAGAGAUCAAGAACCUUAAUCCCGCCUUUGUAAUAAAUGACUCAAAUAAAAAAUAUACAUAUAAAUGUGUCCAAUAAACGAAAGAAAAAAAUAUAAUGAUUGAUCCUUAUUAAUAAGUUGCGAAAUAUUGUUUUGAUGGUAUUUGUGACAAUAUCAUCUCCUAUUAAAUCAAAUAUAAUUGUUUAGAAAUAUUUGAUGAAUUAGAGAGAUUUUUAGAGUAAUUCAAUUUUGAAUACUUCAAUCAAAUCGGUGCCCAAAGAUUUAACUUAAUCAUUCUUAUUCAAGAUUUAUGUCCCAUAAGAUUUACGUAUCUAUUAAAGAUACUUAAUUAAUUAUAAGCAAGAGUUAUUUCCUUAUAAUGGACAGAGAUGAUUUUAUAAGGGGAUGAUUUACCAACUACUUUUCCAUCAGGAAUUUUAUUCUAAGACUUUGACUCCAUAAAUCUCAACCACCUGUUAUAUUUUGUCAUGGAAUCAUUGGAGAUAUAUAUUCAUAAUACUUAUUAUCCUACUAAUAUAAAACUGACUGAUUCUACGUUUUUUGCGAGCAACCAAGAUUCAAUAUAUAUGACAGUUUAGACAGAAAAGUGUUAACAUUUUGAGAUCAGGAAUAUCACAUUAAGCGAUUUGAACAUAUUAAAUUCCAUAGCUUUUUAGAUUAGAUUUCAGGAUGAAGUUAGUUUUAUUAAAAUACAAGAUCUAACAAUUCGAAACUGUAAUUUUUCUCAAACAAUCAUUUUUUAGUUUUACUCACUUCCUAAAAACAGCUUUAUUUAAAAUCUUACAAUCGAAAAUUGUUAGUUUAUUAACUCCACAAUUUUUGAUUUUAAAUAAGACAGUAACACCUAAUCGAUUAUUAACAUUAAUGAUUUUAAAAUUAGAAACUCUCUUAUAUAAAACUCAUAACUAAUUAAUGGGACAGACACUUAUUAUAUUGAUUUAGCAGAAGUUACAUUUAUUUCAAAUAAAUUUGAAAAUUCAAAGUUUUUAGUUUUUUAAAAUAGUCUAAUUAUUAAGUAAUUGAAGUUGGAGGAUUGUAAUUUAAAUUAGACGUUUUUGUUUUAUAAGUUAAUAUCAACUGCAACUUUAUUAAUCGAUCAAUUUGACAUUCAAAACAAUGUUCUUGUUAACACUUCUCUUAUUUUCACAACGUAAUAAACAACACUCAAUUAAGGAGAAGUUAAAUUAUACAAUAUUAAUUUCUUAGAAAAUGGUAUUUCAAAUGCAUAAAAUUCAUCUGCUUAUCUAUUUCAUAUUAAUUGUUUUAGUUUAGAGAUAAAGAAAUUUGAAAUAAUAAAUUCCUUUCAUCUUUAAUACUUUAUUCUAUAAAGUGUUACUUAGAUUAGCGUUGAAGAUUUAUCAUAUGCUAAUAAAAUACAGAGAUAUCAAGUGCCUGCAUCUAUUGAAUGUUUAUAAGUUACAUUGAAAAAUUCAUAACUAUUUUACAUUUCAGGAUACUCAUCUCUAUCCUUAACAAAUAUUGAAAUUAUCAAUCAGUACAGUGUGGAUUAAUCUUUUAUCUAAAUUUUAUCCAAUUCAUCAGUGACAAAUUAGAGAGAGAACAUUAAACUUAAAGGCUUAAAAUUUAUAGGAAAUAUUUUAGUAAAAAGGAAUUUAGGUCUAGUAUUAUCAUAAUUAACUAUAUAUUCCGAGAAGAUUUAGAUAAUAGAAAUGGAGAAUAUUUAAUUUUAGGAUAAUAGCUUCAAUCAACUUUUUGAUGAUCCUUCCCAAACUACUUCAAGUCUACUACUGAUUAAUUCUUAAUCUAGCUCUUUAUACAUAAAUCAUUUAACCUCAUAAAACAAUGCAUUAACUAAUUCUACUAAUCCCUUUAUUUACAUCAAUACGAACUCCAUCAAAAUAAAUAAUAUUGGUAUUAAUAAUCAUAACUAAUUAAACUCAUCGUUUUGGAAUAAGAAUUACAACCUAGAUUUGAAGGAAAAAUUUAACUAAGAUAUCAUCAACCACUUGAUUAAUAAAGCAUUUACAAUCUAAAAUAAAGGAGGAGCUCUGGUUAUUGUAACAGAAUAAUUUAUAAUUAACAAUUGUGUUUUUAAGGAAAUAUUGGCUCAAAGUAGUUCUAUACUUGAUGUUGUCACUCAGGGACUAGGCAAGGUGACUAUAACAAACUGUUAGAUAGAAUCAUCAUAAAAUAUAUUCUCCUAAAUUGGGGACAAUGACGGAGCUAUAUCAAUUUAUUCAAAAAAUAGUCUUUUAGAACUAGAAUUCAAAAAUGUGAACUUUAAAGAUAUACAAAAUAGAUUGGCCUCAUCCAUACUUUCAUUGAUUCCAUCCCUCAAGUCUAAUUUAAUAACAUUUCAAAACAUAGCUAUUUAAAAUUGCUUCUCUUUAAUAAACUAAUUCAUGAAGAUAGAGUUUUAACUAUUAACUCUUAAAACGAAUAUUGUUACUUUGAAGAACAUUUCAAUAUUUCAAGAUGAAAACUAAUUGGUUUAAUAUUUCUAAAAAAUGGAAUCUCUAAGCAUCUAUGACAUUUAGAAAAUAUCAAAUGAUAAUGCUAUUAUUAAUAUAUAAGGAUGCAGUUUAAAUAUUUAAUCUUUAAAAUUUUCAGGAAUUUUAUUGUCUUCACUACUAAAAGUGUUGGAUUCAUAAACUCUACAUGUGUCAAAUCUCCUAGUUUUGAAUGCUAAAUCCUUUUACCCAAUUAAUAUGGUUCAUAUUGGGCAAACAAUAUCCAUUUCUUACUAAGUUGUUUUACAAGAUAUUAAAAUUCUUAAUAUGGCUUCAUUUGAUUUCAGUAAAUUAAAUACUAAUAUAAUUGAAUAUUCAAAAAUAUCUCUAGAUUACAAUAAUUGCAAUAUCAAUCUUCAAUUAUUGAAUCAAGUUUUUACUGCUCCUACUCAAGUUGCGUGGAUAUUUGAACAAAUUUUACACUAAUCAAGUGAAACAGGUGCUUUGAUUCAUAUUUAAACUUAGCUAUUAAUAUCAAACAAUCAAUGCUUAUAAUGUUGGAAUGGAAUAAUCUAAUUUGAUUUGACAUAAUAUUAUUCAAUUAAAAUUGUAGAAGCAUAUUGCCUGAAGAAUAAUAUAAGGAACUAUGGAUGUAUAUUUGCUAAAUCUUCAACUUAAUAAGAAACAAAAUUAGUGAUAAAGAAUUCACUCUUUAUGAUGAAUAAUGGCACUAUUGGUUCUGCAAUUGCAACUGAAAAUGUAAGGAUUACUCUUGUCAAUUCGAAAUUUUUAAAAAAUAUUGCUACUUAAUAAGGAGGCGCUCUCUAUCUAUCAUUGAAUAACAACGAAUUCAAAAUAGCUCAAACUAUAAUUUACAAUAACUAAGCUUCAUAAGGAGGAGGAAUUUACUUACAUGGCAAUAGUAAUUUAAAUUCUGAGAAUUUUAUUAAUUCCUGGAUGAAAUUGAAUUCUGCAUCUCAAAUUCCAAAUAAUCUUUAAGAAAAGCCCACUCAUUUAACUUUGUCAAUCAAUAACUUUGAAAUGAAUACCAUAGAGAAAAAGAUCAACAAUAUUAUUGUAAAUAGUUUAUAUUUGCAGCCCUAUCGAGUAAUGGAACAAGGAAGAGUAUAAUAAACUAGAAUAUUAAUGAUUCCCAGCAAUUAAGAAAUUAUUCGUUAUAAUAUAUACAAUCCAUCUUUACUUAAAUUUGAUUAGUAUAUAGAUGAAUUCUCAAUAGCAUACAAGAAUAGUCUAAACGAAAUAUUACCUAAUUUUUCUAAUGCCUCAUGCAAGAUCUCUAGGUAAACCUUAUAGAACAAUGUUCUCAUUGAUUCAACCAAUAUUACAACUGUAGAAUACAACUCAGAAUUUAAAAGCUUUGAUUUAAGCUUUUUAUCAAUUACUGCUGAUCCGUACCAAUUAAAUAAUUACACCAAUUAAAUUUAAAUCUCUUGUCAUCUGAAUGAUUAAACUGAUGAUUUGUUAUAUAAUAUAGAAAUCAAAGGCUUUAAGUGUUAAUUAGGGGAGUUUUAUGUUUAAUCUGGUUGUUAAAUAUGUUAACCAAGUUAAGGAUAUUACUCAGUAACGUACAACACUACAAAAUGUUCAAUUUUUGAUUAAAAUAAAUUUAAAUCCGUAACAUCAAAUUAGAUUGAACUUAAGCAGGGGUAUUGGAGACCUGAUUAUUAAUCUGAUUAUAUUGAGUAUUGUUUUAAGUUUGUGAAUUUUUGCGAAGGAGGAUGGGUAGUGUCAGAUCACUUAUGUGUUGUAGGUCACAUUGGAGGUUUGUGUGAAGAAUGUGAUAUUUAUGAUAUCAGAGGUCAUGGAAAUUAUUUUAAAAAUUUGAUAAAUAUGACUUGCCAAGAUUGUACAGAUGCCGUUAAUAGUGUUUUACCUUUUAUUGCCACAACAAUAUGGGCCCUUAUUUCCACUCUUUUAACUUUACGAAGCAUCGAUACAUCGAAUAAAUUAUUUUCCUCAUUGAAAGUGAGACAAAAGUAUGUGAAAAUUAUAUUCAAACUUAAUCAAGAUCAUGAGAGCAUCCUACUUAAAUUGUUUCUCAAUUAUUAAUAUUUACUUUUAAUAUGUGAAUUUUCCUUUUCAUUCACUUUCAUUAAUUAGACAAACAACACAUCAUUCUUUAUGGCUAAUAAUUUGGAUUGCUACUUAUCCGAGAUCUAUAAUAUCCAUCUAAUUUAUAGUAGAAUGAUAACCAUGAUUGUAUUGAUGAUCGCCUAACUAUUAAUUAUAUACAUGGGGUUUAAGUUGUAUUCAACCAUCAAAAAGAGAAAGUUUAAUAGCAGCUUAAUAUCGACAGCACUCUUGUAUUUAUAUGUUUAAAACUAUGCUGCCUUGAUAAAACAGUUCUUUUCCUUGUUGGCAAAGAGGGUUAUCUCCAAUAUAGAAUAUAUAUCAGGAGAUGUAUCUUUAUUAUUUAAUUCAACCAACCAUAAAAAUUGGAUGUUUGGUUUUGCUUUGCCCGGAUUAGGAUUGAUUGGAUGUCUCAUCCCCUCUGCUCUAUUUCUGCUUCUGUACAUUUAACGAGAAAAGCUUGACAAAAUCAAUUUUCGAAAACAUAUUUGUUAUCUAUUCAAUGAAUAUAACAAUGAAACUUACUUUUGGGAAUGGAUCAAAUUGUGGAAGAAAACAGUCAUUAUUCUUAUUAUGACAUAUUUUGAAACAAACAUAUUUGUGAAGGCUUCAUUGCUUGGAUUAUGUUUACUACUUUAUCAAUUGUAUGCAGUUAAAUAAAAACCUUAUAUUAUCAAAAACUUAAACUAGCUAGAUGUAUCAACAGGAUAAAUAUGUUCCAUUGCAAUCUUCUUAGCUUCAAUUAAAUAUAUAAGUGAAUAAUAAGAAAACAAAAUUGCUUCUGUUAUGAUUGAAAUGUUAUUGAUUAUACUUUGUUUGAAGUUAACUUAUCCAUUUGUUAUUGAUUUAUUAAGAGUCUAUUAUAAGAAAUACAAAAUACCGUUUAUAAGUAAUUUACACAAAGCUUUACAAUUAUUAAAUUGCAAUUAAAACCUCACUCUUUACGUAAACAGAAAAUUAAUUUAAAUGAAGUAAAGAGAAAAAAAAUUAAAAACUAACUUAAUAAAAUUAAGAAUUCAUUUAAUACAGAUAUCUAAAUUUUAAUUAGAAUCAUAAAAAUCCCUCUUGAAUUUAUUAAAUUCUUAGUCGACGUCUAGACAAACACUAUUAGGUCUAGAUUAAAAUGUUUAAAAGAUAAUUAGAUUAGAAGCAAAUUGA